AUGAUAUUAAUUGGUUUACUUUAUUUUAUACUAAUUUCGGCAUCCUCAGCUACCUCAGAGGUCGAUGUUCACUACGUAUUUUUCAGUAAAAGCGAUCCUAACGGAAUUGUAACGAAUAUAACCGAUACACAAAGUAUAUCCAGAACAUCAUUUUCUAAUAAAAAGGACACAAUUUUUUAUAUUCAUGGCUGGCUGGACAAAUUCGACUCCCAUUCUUGCAACUCCGUAAAAAGUGCUCUCCUUGAAAAACAUGACAUCAAUAUAUUCAUUGUAAAUUGGGAUAAAAUUGCUGAUAAUAUUUUAUACCCUCUGGUUUUUGAGAAGGUUGAAGCGACCGGCAAAGUUCUGGGUAACGAUGUAAUAAAUUUUAUCCGAGCAAAUGAUAUAUCGUGGGAUAAAAUUAGUAUGGCCGGGCAUUCUCUAGGUGCCCAUGUAGCAGGAGUAGCUGGACAUGUGCUGGAAGGCAAAUUAGAUCAUAUCGUAGGGCUCGAUCCUGCUGGACCUCUCUACACGAGUGAAAAUACUGAAAAUCGAUUGACAAAGCAUAGCGCUCGAUUCGUUCAAGCCAUACACACCUGCGGAGGACUCUUCGGUUAUUUCAAACAAAUUGGCCACGCAGAUUACUAUCCUAACGGAGGUAGAAGUCAACCUAUGUGUUGGGAGGGACAAUGCUCUCACGUAAAAUCGGUAGAUUAUUAUGUCGAAUCGUUGCUAACUGGACAAUUCAAAGCGAAGCAAUGCGAUAGCUACAAAGACUACGAAAAUGGAAAAUGUGAUGAAGGGAAAGUAUCUUACAUGGGUGAAUACAACAUUGACAAAACAGCAAAUGGCACUUACUUCUUGGAUACCAACAAACAACCUCCGUAUGCCAAAAAUUAAUUUUGUAAUAACUACGAGUAUACGUAUAACUUUGUUUGUUAAUAUUGAGUAGGUAUGAAAAUAAACUCAUUAAAAAAAUUAAACUAAAAAUUAGACAGUUAGAAAGUUAAUUAGCCUGUUUUACGAUGACACAUUGCCAAUCAGAUUAGCUCAAUAUCUCAAGCUUAUCAAUAGUUUCAAUAAAGUAAAAAU
Molecule: messenger RNA, 1071 nt
Organism: Phyllotreta striolata
Lineage: Eukaryota; Metazoa; Arthropoda; Insecta; Coleoptera; Chrysomelidae
Source: the annotation of a GenBank genome assembly